This is a messenger RNA of Ostrea edulis (European flat oyster), 8553 nucleotides long. RefSeq names its product sucrase-isomaltase, intestinal-like. The transcript is spliced from 46 exons. Gene Ontology annotation, biological process: carbohydrate metabolic process. The record is from RefSeq and is a predicted model, not a curated record. Gene Ontology annotation, molecular function: alpha-1,4-glucosidase activity; carbohydrate binding. Bases 350 to 6280 code for a protein of 1976 amino acids. NCBI's taxonomy places the organism in Eukaryota, Metazoa, Mollusca, Bivalvia, Ostreida, Ostreidae.
UCUCUCUCUCUCUCUCUCUCUCUCUCUCUCUCUCCUUCUCUCUCUCUUUCAUGAGUCUUUCUCUCCUCCAAUUAUUUCUUGUUGAUGACAGCUUAACAAAUAUUGUAAUCAGGUUGAAUGCUGAAAUGCGAAGAACAAACAGUAAAUUCCGCGAUCGCUCUGAUGUCCCGCACCGAAGCCACCCGGUGUAAAGUUAUCUAGGGCGAAAAAAAAAAAAACCCCAAAAACCCAGGACGAUAAAAAUGGUGGGUGAUAUAUGAAUUGGACAAGUGUUACGUAAGAGUGGAAUCACGAUUCAUACUUUGUGUGCAAACUUGUUUUUUCGCCGAACAACUGAAGCGGAGACAAGAUGGCAAAACAAAGUAAUUCAGGACGGCAUACUUUUUUCAUGUGCGUCUUAUUUUUGAUGGCGGCCGGUGCCAUUACGAUGUCAGCUAUCGUUUUACAUCGCAUGCUCAACGAAGACGACGAUGUACCUACAGCAACGUCAGCACCCACCGGACCCCCGGGAUCAGGAGCGGAGAAAGGAUCUACUCCCACCACUCCUGGAUCCACGCCUCUCCCGGAUUCCCGCCGUGGCGCAGUGGUGGAUUGUAGUCCUAAAAAUUUGAAAGAAAAAAAUUAUGUGAUCAGCAAAGAGGAUUGCGAGGCCAAACAAUGUCUAUGGAGGGAGGCGGCCAACAGCAGGGCGCCAAAAUGUGUAUUCCCGGACAGUAUAGGUUACCGAUUUCAAUCGUUGACAGUUAACGGGAUCACCCAGCAGCUAAAAAUAAAGCGGACGGGCCCUGGGGAAGUGUACGGUAAAGCUGUGUAUCUCGAGGUGGACGUCACUAUAGAGGAAUAUGGGGACAACGCCCUCAGGAUCUACUUUCGCCCCACGAAUUCCAGUCCAUUUGAAAUCCCUGACGAGGCUCUGAACAUGAACAAGCCACCCCCACCUGAGAAUAAAACGUACACUGUUGAGAUUGUAAAGGAGCCGAGUUUUGGAAUCAAAGUCAUUCGGAAAAGCACAAAAUCAGUUGUAUUCGACAGUAGCCUGCCUGGUCUCACGUUCUCUGACCAGUUCCUGCAGAUCAGCACACGCUUACCCACGGACAAUCUGUACGGAUUUGGUGAACACAACCACAGGCGGUACCGCCACGACAUGAACUGGCGCACGUGGACCAUUUUCACCAGAGAUAUGGCUCCAGUAGACGACUGGAAUUUGUAUGGAGCUCACCCAGUGUACAUGAACUUAGAGGAUCAGGGAAAAGCCAAUAUGGUCUUCCUAAAAAAUAGUAACGCGAUGGAGGUGACAUUACAGCCGUCCCCAUACCCGGCUGUCACUUAUAGAACCAUAGGAGGAGUCUUGGAUUUCUACGUCUUCCUGGGAGAAAACCCAAACCACGCCCUUCAACAAUAUAUACACGCUAUAGGAAAACCCGCCAUGCCGCCGUACUGGACGUUAGGAUUUCACAUCCUACGUUGGGGUUAUUUAACUUUGGAUCGAAUGAAAGAGAUUCAUGAAAGAAAUGUUGAUGCUCGGGUACCAUUUGAUGCACAAUGGGGUGAUAUCGACUACAUGUACAAGAAAUUUGAUUUCACGUACGAUAAGCACACGUUUGGUCGUCUGCCUCAAUUUGUGGAACAGGUUCACAAAGAAGGGAAGAAGUUUGUUGUCAUUGUGGACGCAGGUAUUGGUUCCAAUGCCACGCUCUACAAAGAAGCACAAAACAAUAGCCAUGGCUACAGAAUGUAUGAAGAUGGGAUUGAGAGGGACAUUUUUGUUAAAAACGCAAGCGGUCAACCUUUAGUUGGACAGGUGUGGCCAGGAGAUGCUGUGUUCCCAGACUUCACAAAUCUUAAAAACACAACACUCUUCUGGGAAAAAUGGAUCAACUAUUUUAUUGACACAGAGAAAAUUGGUGUGGACGGGCUGUGGAUCGACAUGAACGAACCGGCAAACUUCGUCCAGGGGUCAAAGUCUGGCUGUCCAGCAAACCAAUGGAACCACCCCCCGUUUGUUCCCCAAAUCUUUGAAGGAGACAAAGACAACGGUAGUCUGUAUUACAAGACUCUGUGUAUGGACGGGAAGCAGCACUGGGGGAAGCACUACGAUGUUCACAGUCUGUAUGGGCACAGCAUGAGCAUGGUUACUUACAAAGCUUUGAUAAAUAGAAAUUCUACGAAGAGACCGUUUGUGAUGACGCGCUCCUCCUUCGCUGGAACCUCUAAAUACGCCUUUAAGUGGCUAGGGGACAACGGAAGUCAAUGGCGGCAGAUGCACUGGUCCAUUAUCGGUAUGCUGGAGUUCCAGUUGUUUGGAUUCCCAAUGAUCGGAGCUGAUAUUUGUGGGUUCUGGGCUCAGGCAGAGUACGAGAUGUGCCUGAGGUGGUACCAACUGGGAACAUUCUACCCCUUUGCUAGAAGUCAUAAUAUAUAUAAAAACGACGACGUGGUAUUCGCCAGGGACCAGGAUCCGACUGCUUGGAACUCAACCUUUACAGACGUUGUCAGACAUUAUAUCUUGGUCCGCUACAAGUUUCUACCCUAUAUGUAUACACAAUUUAAAGAAGCCCACAUCGAAGGCAAAAUGGUUCUCCGUUCCUUGAUGUUUGAAUUUCCAGAGGACAAGAACACGUGGUCGAUAGACCGACAAUUCAUGUUCGGCCCCUCUCUUCUUAUCUCCCCUGUGUUAGAUCCCGGGCAGACAACUGUGGACGCAUACUUUCCGAAAGGCAGAUGGUUUGAUUAUUAUGAGGGACGUGAGAUUAGCUCGUCCUACGGCAAGACUGUCAACCUCCCCGCUCCUUUGACGUUCCUUCCGUUUCACGCCAGGGGCGGAUCCAUUAUCCCUAUACAAAAUGCAGGAAACUCCACACAGUAUAGCCGCCUGAAUCCAAUGGGUCUUUGGUGUGCCUUAAAUGAAAGUAACGGUGCUUCCGGUUCUCUUUACAUGGACGACGGAGAAAGCCUAGAUUCAUACACCUCUGGGAAAUAUUUAGAACUGAAGUUCGAACUAACAAGGGGAGAGCGAUUGGACAUAACGGUGGUGCAUGAUGGGUAUACACCCCCGGGCAGACUGAACUUUACCAUCAUAGAAUUCUACGGGAUGAUAAGUUUCCCAACGGUUCUCUCUAUUAACGGGGAAUCCCAGGAAGCCCGUCACAUACGUCACAAAUAUAACAUCGUACAACUCAUUGACAUUAACCUGGACGUAACGAAGAACCACACCAUAGAGUGGCGGACCUCUAUUCUCCGGCACAUAAAGGAGAACUCGUACCCAGAUUUAUAUGACAAAAUGACAGUUUUUUUCUCCUGGAGAACUCAUUUAUCUCAAUCAAAAAUGGCACCACAACGUUCAAACUCGGGUAGGCAGACAUGUUUUAUGUGUAUUUUAUUUUUGAUGUCGGCGGCGGCAAUAACCAUGUCUGCCAUAGUCCUUAAUUGGAUGUUAAACGACGACGAGAAAUCGUCCAGUCCAUCGCCGAAUGUGGCCGGGCAGAAACUGGACACCAGCACUUCUGUGCCCUCACAAGGACCUCGCCCUGUCCCAGACUUCCGGAAGGACUCGGUGGUAGACUGUGACCCCCCAAACAGCAAAAAUCCCGUCCGUGUGACCGAGGAACAAUGCCAACAGAAGCAGUGCACAUGGAUAAAGCAUUCUCACGAAAGAGCUCCACAUUGCAUAUUUACAACAUCCGUCGGAUACACAAUGUAUGGAAACGUCACAUCCGCAGAAAGUUCCCUGAUGACUGCACGGAUCGAGAGACGGGGUCCUGUGGCAGUGUAUGGUAAACCUGUACAUGACGUGGUAGAGGUCACGGUGGAUGAGUACGGGGACAAUGCUCUCCGAAUUUACUUUCGUCCCACCAACUCCUCUCCCUUUGAAAUACCAGACGAGGCUUUGAAAAUAAAUCGGCCCUCUACAUCAAGCAGCAAACUUUACUCUGUACAGUUUGUCAAGGAACCGUCCUUUGGCAUCAAAGUCACGAGGAAGAGCACUAAUACCGUCAUAUUUGACAGUAGCCUGCCUGGUCUCACGUUCUCUGACCAGUUCCUGCAGAUCAGCACACGCUUACCCACGGACAAUCUGUACGGAUUUGGUGAACACAACCACAGACGGUACCGCCACGACAUGAACUGGCGGACGUGGAGUAUGUUUGCGAGGGACUAUGCACCUAACGAUGAACCCUGGAAUUUGUACAGCGUCCAUCCCGUGUACAUGAAUGUUGAAAAAGAUGGCCGGGCAAAUAUGGCGUUUCUGAAAAAUAGUAACGCCAUGGAGGUGACAUUACAACCGUCCCCAUACCCGGCUGUCACUUAUAGAACGAUAGGAGGAGUCCUGGAUUUCUACGUCUUCCUGGGAGAAAACCCAAACCACGCCCUCCAACAAUACAUACACGCGAUUGGAAGACCGGCUAUGCCGCCGUACUGGUCUAUGGGCUUUCACAUCUGUAGAUGGGGGUAUGGAACUUUGGCAGAAAUGGAGAAGGUCCAUCAGAGGAACGUUGACGCAGAGAUACCGUUUGAUACACAGUGGGGCGACAUUGACUAUAUGUACAAGAAAUUCGAUUUCACUUACGACAGAAACACAUUUGGUGGUCUACCGAUGUUUGUAAAUCAGGUCCACGACAGAAAAAAGAAAUUUGUCGUCAUAGUGGACUCAGGCAUUGGUGCUAAUCGGACGCUGUAUGCUGAGGCAAGAGCAAAUAGUCCUGGAUAUAACAUGUAUGAUGACGCAGUACAAAGCGACAUCUUGGUGAAGAAUGCUAACGACGCCAUAUUGAUCGGGAAAGUCUGGCCGGGACAGGCAGUAUUCCCAGACUUCACUAACGUCAACAAAACGACUCAGUUUUGGUCUCGUUGGUUGGACUUCUUCAUUAAGAACGAAUCUAUUAAAGUAGACGGACUGUGGAUCGAUAUGGACGAACCAGCGAGUUUUAUUCCGAGAUCAGAAAAUGGUUGUGAGAAAAAUGAUUGGAAUAGUCCUUCAUUUAUUCCUCAGAUUAAGGAUGGGGAUAAAAACGGCGGGAAUCUGUAUUAUAAGACUCUAUGUAUGGACGCCAAACAGCACUGGGGUCGGCAUUAUGACGUACACAGCAUGUACGGUCACAGUGAGAGCAUAGUCACAUACAGGGCUCUUGCAGAGUUGAGGCCGACCAUCCGGCCCUUUGUGGUGACGCGCUCGUCUUUCACGGGGACGUCUCACUACGCCUUCACGUGGCUAGGCGACAACGACAGCCAAUGGAAACACAUGCACGACUCCAUUGUAGGAAUGCUGGAGUAUCAGAUAUUUGGAUUUCCUAUGGUGGGUGUAGAUAUUUGUGGAUUUUUCGGAGCCGACUCGCGCGAGCUUUGUCUGAGAUGGUACCAGCUAGGAACUUUCUACCCAUUCGCAAGAAGUCACAACGGCAUUUACAGCCCAAACAAGAACUCAUUUGUAAAGGACCAGGAUCCAGCUGCUUGGGAUGAAGAUUUCAUUCGCAUUGUCCGCAAUCACCUAUUGCUUCGAUACAAAUUCUUACCGUACAUGUAUACUUUGUUUAAAGAGGCCCACACUGAGGGUAAAAUGGUACUGCGAUCCCUGAUGUUCGAGUUUCCUGAUGAUCCGAAUACUCUGGAUAUUGAUAGACAAUUUAUGUUAGGGCCGUCUAUUCUGGUUUCACCAGUUCUGGAAGAAAAUAUGACGUCGGUUGAUGCAUAUUUCCCCAAAGGAAGGUGGCAUACAUACACAGGGGACAAGGAAGUGAACUCUUGGACCGGGAGACAUUAUACAUUGGACGCCUCCCUGGAUAUGCUGAAUUUUCACGCCAGGGGUGGAUCCAUAAUUCCUCUGCAGGACCCAAGCAAUUCCACUCAUUACAGUCGCCAGAACCCCAUGAGCCUGUGGUGCGCUUUGGAUGAGAGUGACAGCGCAAACGGAACUCUGUUCAUGGACGACGGCGAAAGUAUAGGUUCUAUCUCCAGUGGACAUUAUUUGGAGCUGAAGUUCAGUCUAAACAAGGGGACACAGCUAGAUAUAACAGUGCUUCAUAAUGGCUACACACCACCAGGAGGUCUGAGGUUUACGUCGGUGGAGAUUUCCGGUCUUUCCGGCUUCCCCUCCGUCUUGUACGUUAAUGGCAAACGCGAAAACGCAAGUCGUUUCAGACUCAAAAGAAACGUAAGUAAACGGAAGAUUUCUGAAGGUUUGAACUAUCAUUCUAUUUUUCGGGGAAUAUACCUUUGUACUCGUGUGAACUGCAUUUGUAUUUUAGCGCCGUUGCACGUGGUCUGUGAGGUACAAUUAAGAGAAUAAACUGAAAGUAAAUUCAAAAGCUAAAGAGGAAAUCUCUAACAUCAAACGAACUCUGUCUUAAAGUACAGCUGUUCUUCAAAAUAUCAUAAAAAUUCUUUCAGAUUCUUCAAAUUGCUGACAUCGACUUGGAUGUAACGAAGAAUCACACCCUAACAUAGAAUAGAUCAUAGAACUGAAACCGCACGGUUACCCUAACAUGGAAUAGAUCAUAGAACUGAAACCGCACGGUUACCCUAACAUGGAAUAGAUCAUAGAACUGAAACCGCACGGUUACCCUGGGGGUCUUCCUAUUACACAGGGAAAAGUGUCUCACAUGAAAUUCGCAUGAAUUGCAUGUGAAUAAUUCACGUGAGAAGAAGACGUCAAAAUAAGAUGCGUGAUAUUUGUAUGAUUGAUUGAUUGAAUGUUGUUUAAUGUCCCUCUCGAGAAUAUUUGACUCAUAUGGAGACGUUACCAUAGCCAGUGAAGCGCUGCAAAAUUUAGGCCUAAGCUCGACGCUUAUGGCCUUUGAGCAGGGAGAGAUCUUUGUCGUGCCACACCUGCUGUGACACGGGACCUCAGUUUUUGCGGUUUCAUCCGAAGGACCGCCCCAUUUAGUCGCCUUCUACGAUAAGCAAGGGGCACUGAGGACCUAGUCUAACCCGGAUCCCCACGGGAUGAUAUUUGUAUGAAUUUUACGUAAAAUACAUGAUCCGUCACCCGUUGCAGUCCAUUUUCGGAUUUUCUUUAAAGAUAUAGAUACUUGUGAUCACACUCACAAUAUUUGAAUGAAUGUUGAUCGUCCGCUUCGGUAGAUCAGAUUCAUUUUCACCAGCUAUUAGCCUCCGAGUUCAAACGGAUCAACCAUAUUUAAACUAUGAAUAUCUGGUGAAGUUCCACAGCAGAAGUAGUUAUAUUGUCCGAUCGCCUUGCGUCUUUUAAACUUGUGUCAUUCAGUAUUGAACUCCCAUAAUGCAUUUCAAUAUGAUCGACCCGUUUUCACUCGAAGGCAAAUAGCUGUUGAAAAUGAAUCUGCUCUCCCGAAACGGACAAUCAACAGUCAUUCAAAUAUUGUGAGGGUGACCACAAGUACCACAAUCAACAGUUAUUCAAAUAUUGUGAGGGUGACCACAAGUACCUAUGUUUUAAAAAGUAACCCUAAGAUGGACUGAAAUGGAUGACGGAUGAGGAAAAAUAAACGUAAUGAAGGAAAAUUCCAUGGAGAAUAUGGGAUAUAGUUAACGACGGCGACCUAAUUUUCAGAAGUUGGACUUAUUUUUUCAAAGUUUCUGUGAAAUCAGGUUAACGACUUAUGUAUGUCAAGAAAGAACAGCAUUCUGGCUUUCAACUGAGAAAACUUUUAAUGCAUUAUCACGAUUAUUACCGAAGUUCUGAAAGUUUGAAGGGAACAACCGAGAAUUUAACGACAGCUUUGUUAGCCCCCUUCACUGUAUAUACUAUAUAUACUAGUUUUCUCAGAUUACAUCUCAAAACCCUGUGAUAUCAUAUGUUUUAAUGCACAGUCCAAGAAAACUAAACAUACGUGGAAGAGGGUUAACUUGUCUGUGGAUCGCCAUGUUUGUUUACGUGUAUAUCGAUCUCGGAAUGCAGACGAUUGAUUGAAUAUGCUUCAGUCAUUUAUAGAUUUAUUUUGCAACAUACAUUGAUUAAUGUUUAUGAUCAUAAGAUAUCGACUUUAUUGUUGUAUUAGCAAAACAAGAAGUGCAAGUGAAAUGAACAUGAAUUUUUUCAUAAUCUGUUAUUACGUAUGACGGUAUAUCGCAGAAUAAUGACCGUGGCAUUCCUUUGAUCUUUGCAAUAACCGAGAUAGAAUACACGACAUAAAGUGUGAUUUCGAGCAGCAUUAAAAUAGUAAAUGAAGUAAUCAGAAACAUAUAUCAUAAAUGAUGUUAUUUUAAAACAGGGAAAUAUACAAAGUAUUGUUUGAUAAGCUUUAUUGGCCCUUCAUUUCUUCGUCGUUCAAUGUAGCAUAAAUUUUACAACAUUUCCAUGCGAAUAUUGUACGAUUAUCACGUGAAAAUCGCCGAAAGCUAAUAUGUAGAGGCCUAAUAAAAUAUACGAAAAAAUCAUGCCAAAAUGAUGCGAAUAAAUUUGCUUGUUAUUUUUCAUAUGAUUUUCGAACAAAAAGGAAUGAAAUUCAUGUGAAGCACUUUUCCCCGUGUAUGUAGAAUAGUUAAGAUGGUUAAAUUAGACGUUUACUUUGAAAAUGUUAACAUACAGAUAAAGGUUUUGUAGAUGUUUGACAGAUCUGAAAUAAACAGAUAUAUUUUCUC